AUGGGCGACAACUACAAGGACUACAGUCGCCAGCCGACCCACGUCGACCGGUCCGACCACCCCUCAGCCGACCACGAGUAUGGCGGGAACACCCGCGGCGAGCCCGGCGAGAAGAACUGGGCGGACAUGACGACCAAGGACCUGGAGCGGGCCGCCCAGGACAACCACGACCGGCCACUGGGAACGCUUGUUGGAGACUGGCGGGUUAAGGAGAAGGAGGGACCGGAAGAAGGCUACGUCGGCGGCACGUCAGCUUUCGGCGCUCCUCCCGGGCGUGACCUGCGUGACUACGCAGAGAACGAGCGGGGAGACGUCGGCCGAGCGUACGGCCAGCCUGAAGACGAUGCUUACUACGGCGGCUCUCGCGGCGGGCGUCAAUCGGCCUUCUCGCAGGCGUACACCGCCGAGGACCGAUACAGUUACGAGCCGCAGGGUCGCCAGAAGCAGGACUUCUUCUCCAAGAACGACAACCGCGGCUAUGACCCGGACGACACGAACUUUGUCAACGAUGUCCCGCCGCGUCCCGCCUACCGCACCUUGACGUUCUACGAGCGCUGUUGGUUGACCGGCUUCCAGCUUGGGUCGUUCAUCGGCACGACGCUCGCGUUCAACAUGAUCGUAAUCAUGUCGCUCGUCGUCUACGUCACGAACAAGCUUAACCCGCUGCACAAGUCGCCGCCUCGCGCCAAGGUCGAGAAGGAGUUCGAGGAGCGCAUCACGGGCGAGCGCUACUCGACACGUGCGGCCUACUACGCCAACUACUGGGGCUACGACUGCGAGGACAUCGACGUCGAAACCGAGGAUGGCUUCAUCCUCCGUCUGCACCACCUCACGUCGAAGAAGCACGAGAAGCGCGGCCACCCGGUCAUCCUCCAGCACGGUAUCCUGUCAACUUCCGUCACUUUUAUGGUCAACGAGGAGCGCUCGCUUGCUUUCUGGCUUCUCGAGCAGGGCUACGACGUUUGGCUCUCGAACAUCCGCACCAACUUCAAGAUGCCCCACCGCCACUACUCUCGCGCUGACCCGCGCUACUGGGCUUGGACGGUCCGGGAUAUCGGUAUCUACGACCUCCCGGCUAUCGUCGACUACGUCGGCAAGGAGACUGGACUCAAGCCCGCCUACAUCGGACACUCGCAAGGCUGCGGCACAAUGUACCUCGCUCUCUCGCGCGGCAUGCGCCCCGACCUGGGCAACAAGAUCUCGUGCUUUAUCUCACUCGCUCCCGCCGUUUACGCCGGACCUGCCCUCCGCCGCUUCCCCUUCUCGCUCAUGCGCAAGUUCGCCGGCUCGAGGAAGGUCUGGAAGCUCGUCUUUGGCGUCCGCGAGUUCAUCCCCGCCAUCGGUAUUCUUCAAGCAGUCUUGCCGGGCUGGCUCUUCGGCCACUUCGCCAACCCGACUUUCGCCUUCAUCUUCGGCUUCCACGACCACAACUGGGUCAAGCGCCAGAUUCCCAAGUUCUUCCGAACCGUCGCUGUGCCGAACAGCAGCGAACUCCUUCUCUACAUGAACGUCUUUGCCGGCAAGAACUGCGUCUUCGACACGCGCACGACCGAGCCGUGGUUCCCCGCCUCGAUGCCGCCUCUCGCCAUCUUCUACGGCACGCUCGACACGCUCGUCCUCGGCAAGCCCCUCGUCGAGCGGAUCAGGAGUCACGAGCCAAACGUCAGGCUCGUCAAGGCUGUCGCGCUUGAGAACUACGAGCACCAAGACCCGAUCUGGGCGCACACCGCCAUCAGGGAGGUGUACCCGGGCAUCAAGGAGGUCAUCGAGGAGACGCGCUACGGCUACAAGCGCGGCAAGCACGACCGAGUUUGA
Molecule: messenger RNA, 1815 nt
Organism: Rhodotorula toruloides NP11
Lineage: Eukaryota; Fungi; Basidiomycota; Microbotryomycetes; Sporidiobolales; Sporidiobolaceae
Product: lysosomal acid lipase/cholesteryl ester hydrolase
Exons: 14
Coding region: 1-1815 (604 amino acids)
Biological process (GO): lipid metabolic process
Source: RefSeq, a predicted model, not a curated record